Molecule: messenger RNA, 6706 nt
Organism: Acipenser ruthenus (sterlet)
Lineage: Eukaryota; Metazoa; Chordata; Actinopteri; Acipenseriformes; Acipenseridae
Product: general transcription factor II-I repeat domain-containing protein 1-like
Exons: 29
Coding region: 592-3495 (967 amino acids)
Cellular component (GO): nucleus
Molecular function (GO): DNA-binding transcription factor activity
Source: RefSeq, a predicted model, not a curated record
GAAACUAAACUGCCACACUGCAAAAUCUCGUGUUCAAUUCGCUGGGCUCUGUGUUUGAUAAACAGGGCGUUAGGUUUGACUUCAUGCCGGUUUGCAGUGUCGUCUUGUUUUCCCAAUGGGUUUUGCAGGGGUUCCUUAAUCCUGUAUGUAAAUUACAGCCAAUAGAUGCUGUCGUUGCGUUGGGUUGGGAUUAGCAGAGGGGCGAAUGAGUUUCAAUUUUACUGGAUUACAGAACAAAGAAGGGGAGGGGGCUCGCUCCUCUGCAAAAGAAAACAUAAAGAAAGCGAGAAAAGAAAAUAAUCCAGGAAAUCCAUGCUGAAAAUGCAGUAAACAAAGUUAAAUAAUAAUAAAAAUGCAUCGGAUUAAGGUUUUGGUUUGGAGUCGUCAGAUCAGCAGCGAAAGAAAACACUAUCUGUUCCAAUUGGAUUAAGCGAGGAGACGCAUUUUUAUUCCGGGAUUGAGAACGUAAAGAAAUUAAAGCGGUCGUUUGUGUGGUGGCAGCUGUGAUUCAGCGGUAUGACAGUCUGAGAGGCUGGUUGAUAGGGGACAACGGACAUCCACUGAAGUGACCGCUGCCGAACAGAGGUAAGAAUGGCGCAACCCAGGAAGCAAUGUGAAGGAAUCCGGACCAUUCCCAGAGCUGAGCCGCGUGUCCCCAAUUUUACUGGAAAACAGGAGAUCUUCUCCAGCCUAGUGUCUGCCUUAGACUCAGUGUGCACUGCGCUCUCCAAGCUCAAUGCAGAGGUGGCCUGUGUGACAGUGCAUGAGGAGAGUGUGUAUACGGUUGGGACUGAAAAAGGCAGAGUCUUCCUCAACUCCAGAAAGGACAUACAGACAGACUUUCAGAAAUUCUGCAGGCCCCCCUGUCUGCCUGUCUCACCUUUGCCAGUUAAACCCCCGGACAAUGAGGUGCCAAAGCCUGCCAAGGAGUGCAGUCGUGGGGCACCACGCGCCCCCGCUGAACCCCAAACAGACAUCUUCGCUCUGAGGAAAAUGGUGGAGGAAGUUUUCAGCGUGCUUUACAGUGAGGCUGUGGGGAAGAGCAGCCUGGUGCCUGUGCCUUACGAGCGGGUGCUGAAGGAGCCUGGCUCGCUGGGGGUCCUCGGCCUGCCGGAGGGGGUAUCGUUGAGGAAGCCCUCCGAGUACGACGCCAAAACCUUAAUGAAGAUCCUGGAGCAAAGCAACCGCCUCCGCUUCGUCGUCAAGAGGUCUCAUGAGGAGCCGCCCCCUCGCGAUUCGAAGCCAUCCUCGGAUCUGAACCGCACCUCGCCUGGCAACAAGUGCCUGCACAACCACACUGCCAAACCAUCCAAUCAGGAGAUGCCCUCCAGCAGCGCCAUGCUCUCCAGCUUCCUGUAUGGGAUCCCACUUCCUGCCGAGGCCAAGCAAGAGCUGCCGCCCCCCACCUCCCUCCCUGGAUCUCUGGGGAAGGAGCUCCAGAGCAGCUGGGCCCAGGCAGGGGAGAGCACCAGGUCUGCCAACGACUGCACCGACAACGGUGACAGAUUGGGGAUCCCAGGGGAGUUUGGCCAGACCUCCCAGGGAGUGCACAUCUCCAAGCGACUCCUGUUCUCCAUGGUGCACGAGAAAACAGAUAAAUUGGACCCGUUUAUCAUGGAAACGGAGGAUAUUAACACUCUACGGGAAUGUGUGCAGAUACUAUUCAACAGCAGAUACGCAGAGGCUCUUGGGUUGGAUCACAUGGUCCCCGUGCCGUACAGGAAGAUAGCGUGCGACCCUGAGGCAGUGGAGAUCAUCGGCAUCCCUGACAAAAUCCCCUUCAAGCGGCCCUGCACCUACGGGGUCCCCAAACUCAAACGCAUCCUGGAGGAGAGGCACGCAAUCCGCUUCGUUGUGAAACGAAUGUUCGAUGAACGGAUUUUUACAGUUUAUAAAGCAGGGGGCAAGGCUUCGAAGGAGGCAGGGCUGCAGGAUGCUAGCUCUCCCUCGGAAGACAUCUCUGCAGAGACUGCGCUUGACCUGGCUGUGAACACACACAAUAGCAGAUGUACCAGUUCCUGUGUCAGUCCUACACAAGACUGUGAAGCAGAGGCGUGGAGAGAAGCAGGCCCUGUAAAGAAGAUUAAAUCGGAGCCUGUGGAUGAAGACAUCAUUCAGGUCACAGUCCCUGACGUGUCCGUCUCUUCUGAAGAAGUGAGCGAGUCUGGGCCUGACCCCAUUACUCUGGAGACCAGCCAUGUUUCAGAGCAGAACACAGUUUCAGAUGAAGGAACAGGAGGUGAUUGCACACCCCCAGUUACACAGAGGACUACUGAAGAGGACCUGGGAGAGAUGAUUCUGCACCUAAGGAAGCAGGUGGAAAGCCUUUUUAAUGCCAAGUAUGCGGAGGCCCUGGGUCUCCCUGAGCCCACCCGGGUUCCCUACUCCAAGUUCCAGACGUACCCCGAGGACCUGUCUGUGACGGGCCUCCCCGAUGGCAUGGCAUUCCGCCGGCCCAACUGCUUCGGCAUCUCCAAGCUGCGCAAGAUCCUGUCCGCCAGCGACCACGUGCGAUUCCACAUCAAGCGACCAGAGCUGCUAACUGAAGGCUUGAAGCUUAAUGCUCAUCAACCCCCCAGCAACCCAGGUGUGGAACUGCACUCCAAGGACUCUGGAAUAGAUGAAUUACAAGCUGCAGCAAAGAGACCUGGGUACUCAGACAGUUUGGAAGCGAAGCUCUCCAGGAUCGACUUGGCCAACACUCUGAGAGAGCAGGUGCAGGAUCUCUUCAACAGGAAGUACGGUGAGGCUCUGGGUAUUAAGUACCCGGUUCAGGUCCCCUACAAGCGGAUAAAGAGUAACCCGGGCUCAGUGAUCAUCGAGGGCCUGCCCCCUGGGAUCCCCUUCAGGAAACCCUGUACCUUCGGCUCCCAGAACCUGGAGAGAAUCCUGUCUGUCGCUGACAAGAUCCACUUCACCAUCACCAGGCCUUUCCAAGGACUUAUCCCAAAACCUGCUCCGAGGAGAAUCACCUUGUUAAAAAAGGCCUACGCUUCCAUAAGUGAAGAUGAAGAGGUGAACCGGAUGGGAGAGAAGGUGAUUCUGCGUGAGCAGGUGAAGGAGCUCUUCAAUGAAAGAUAUGGUGAGGCUCUAGGACUGGACCGGCCAGUCUUGGUUCCCUACAAGCUGAUCCGGGGCAGUCCUGACUCCAUUGAGGUUUCAGGACUGCCAGAGGAGAUCCCCUUCCGGAACCCCAACACCUAUGACAUCACCCGUCUGGAGAAGAUCCUGCAACACAAGGAGCAGGUCAAGAUGCUCAUCAAGAGCCAGCUACAGCCUUUUGCAGAAAUUUGCACACAAGCACCCAAAACAGCGAAAGAAGGCUCUGCCCACAAGCAUAAACGGAAGAGGCUUCCAGAUGGAGGCAAUGUGCCCGCCUCCUCGGGGGUGGAGUCAAGCACAGCAGCCAAUCAGAUUCCUGUGAUGCAGUGGCCCAUGUAUAUGUUGGACUACAGUGGAGUGAAUGCCCAGGUGCCUGGGCAAGUGAAAUACUAGAAGCCCAACACAGGGCAGCAUAUUAACACAAGGACAAUUGAGAAGUAUUUAUGAAUAGCAAUAUAUAACCUGUUGCUGAUGGAUGUCUGUGCCACUGAACAAACUCAACUGGAAGAAAAGUACCAUGGAUCUGGGGACUUACUGCAACAUGUUAACCAGUCAGAACAAAGCUACAGCUGCAUGCUUCACCAGGCUGGGAGACAGUGAGGGCCGGACAGGAAAGCAAUAGCUUUCAUUGUCACAUGAAACCUCCUCCUUACUUUACAUCCUUAUGGUCAGAACACUUAGGUUCUUGGGUAAAGUAGACAUGCCUUCUUCAGUGUUAUGAGUUUUUAGUUAACCAUUCAAACAUUGUAGGAAUAUCGAAUGAUAUCUGUAUAUGAAAGAAUGGUUCAAGUCAAGGAAUUCCAGGAAGAAGUAGACCAGAGACUGUGUGAUGCACAUUGCAGCUCCAGACUGAUGUAAAGUGAAUAAGAAGCAGGUGCUUUCUCAUUUUUUUAAAAGUUAAUAAUGUUCAUUUCUUAAUAAGCAGUUAUAAUUAUGUUAAGAAUCAUUUUCUUAAGUAAAUAAUUGUAAAGUGAAAUUUGCUACACACAGACUACAGUGUGCGUAUCGGGACCCUGUGGCUGUAUAUGCUAAUAUUAAACAGCUUCACCUUUUAGUGGUGGUACAUUAGGUGUGAAUACCACCUAGUAUUACCCGUACACCUACUGGAGAUGUGAAAAGGUGAGAAAUACAAAUGUUUUUAUUUCUGAUGUAUAAAAACACCACCACGUAUACGGCUAAACUCACAACACUGAUGAAAGCAUUAGCUGACAUUUUGGUCUACUUGAGUUACAUAUACUAGUUUUACCUCGGAUUGAUUUCAAGGCCAGUAGUCUGUGAGUUAACUAAUACCAAAGCUCAGGCACUGAUGUGCGGACAUGGCAAAGUCAUUACACAGCCACUCAAACACAUACUGUUACUCAUUGACUGUGGAGGGCAGCUGCUGGAUCGAAGCACAUUGUCUCUGAACUGGUCAAGUCUGUAAUAGCUGGAGAAAUUGUAGUUGGGUAAUAGCUACACUCUGAUUUAAAUAACUAUGAAUUAAUACAAUAAUGAAUGUACUCAUGUACACACGCGGUCUUCACUCCCAAUUUAAAGACAUUACAUCUCACUGUAGCCCUCCUGGUGAUAUUGUCAGCAAUCUUAUUUACAUCUAGAUCUCUGGUAAGGUCUUGAUGAAUAUUAGAGUAAGUAGCGGAGUUCUGAUAAAUAUAGCGUUCCACGUCCCCAUGUGUUGCUACAACUGUUUAAAUAAUGUGCCUGUCAUUUUUCUUUUCAUUGUUAACAUCCUGAACACUUUUUUUACACUUUAGAACUUUAAAGUCUGUUUCAAAGCUCUUUUCAAAAUGUCUGCUCUAGUGCACUGGGUUUUGAGAUGAGUGAUUUUAAAAAUAAACAUAACAAGUGCUCUGGCUUUUCUGUUCCGUACCACAUCAUGGAUCGUUAUUGCUGUGUUACCUGUUUGACAAUGUGGGCAAUAAUCCUGAUACUAUCAGUGCACUAGAGCAGACAUUUUGAAAAGACCUUUGAAACAGACACUUUUUACACUUAUAACGGUAACAUAAAUGUACAAGUACAUUAUUUAAACCUUAGCAACACGUGGGGACAUGUAGUGCUAUAUUUUUCGGUACCCCAGUACUUACUCUUUAAGGACAGCAAGAUUAUUCAGUCUGUAACUCAGAUGGAUUUACCAGUGAGCAGGAGGAUGAUGGGAAAUGUAGUUCUGAGAAGUCCAUGUGGGUACAUGUGAAGCCAUCUUGAGGCAGGGAAUGCAAUUUAAAAGUUUAAAAAUGGUCAAAAUGUUAAAAAAAAAAAAAAAAAACACACACCUCACGUAAACAGUUGUAGCAACACAUGGGAACAUGUAACACCGUAAAAUAAAAAGGUCCUUAUGUACCCUUUAAAUUCUUCUAGGCUGGAGAAUAAGCGUUCUGCAGCGCAGGGUGAAACAGGCGCAGUCAGAAGGAUUCUUCAGUUUUUAGAAAUACGAUGACGUCAUGAACACUGGAUAUUUUUCUGCUGAGUUGUAUCCAAAACAUGUCUUGAUCGAAGUUUUAAUCUGUGCACAUCAAAGUAAUUUGUAUAAAACUCCAUUACUUACUCAACUUUACCAUUUUACUUUAACAGCUAUAAUAGUUGUGAUUGUGAAGCAUCCACACUACAGUUUGACAAAACUGUACUAGUAUGGACUGAGUAUGACUCACUAUCGUUUUAUAGUUAUAGUUAUAAAAUGCCAAAAACACGUCAGUUAUGUUGAUGACAGUUGAUGCUUGCUGUUUUUAAAAAGCUGCUAUAAGGAUCCCUAAGCUGACUACUACAGUACUAGCAAUGGUAGCAUCAUAUUGGAUUAGGCUUGAUACAGUAGCACUGUGCCUGGUACAGAUAUCAUGGCACAGAUGCCAUGGUACUGCAGUGGAUUAACAGGGUGUAUUAAUUCAUAUCGCUAAAAUCCUACUGAUAUUUGAACAUGUGAAUGACUGGGGGCCCAUUCUAGAAACAGCAACCUCAUACCAAUGGUGCUACCUCUGGCUUUUAGUAAAGAAGUGGUGUAUAGCCAUUGAAGAUCACUUGGUAAGUUAAUUUUGAAAAAAUAUGUAUCUAAUUCAGUUUUAAUAAAUGAUCAGAAUUUGGAGAGAAGCCAGUGCUCCUUAAAGAUAUAUGAAUAGUGAAACUCAAGAAGACUGCAGAUUCUAAUGCUUUUAAUUGAGGGCCCGUGAACCACACUCAGAGAGAGAGAACCUCAGUCCUGAUCUGAACACCCCCUGCCUUCCUCCCAUUCAGUCCAGGGCCUCUCUCAAGCAGAGGCUUGACCAUUGCACCUAACUGAGUCACAGUUUUCUAACGAACAAACCAAAUGCAUUUCAUUUUGUGACCUGAGCGUUCUGCAUGUACAGCAUUCCUCAAUGUUCAUCAGCACAGCACCGGUAAGUCCUGGAAGAUUCCUCAGCGUGAUUGGUUGUGUUGCACAUAAACUGUAAUCAACAGAUUAUAUUGUGAUAGUGAAAUAACUAGAAUCGGUUAUGAAUGUAAUUUAUGUAUAAAAGAAGAGAGACCUGUAUAUUCUAACCUGUAACAUUGCCUUUCACAGUUACUGGUAUCUAGAAUUUCUACGCUGUAUUCUUGCCAUCAUGGCCUUGGAAAUAAAAUGUGUUGCCUUGCAUUUUUA